UCCAUGUAACCUCACCUUUUUAGCAUUUUAUAGAUUUUAUAGAUUGAUUUAGUUUUUUACAAAUUUGUAUUAACAGAUCAUAAUUUUUUGAUACAAUCUCGCAUGUUUUAUCACAGAAAAAAAAGACCUUUUUAAAAUGGAGUAUUACUCAAAGGGUAAAAAUGUGGAGGAGUCUUUUGAAAAAGAAAAAAUACCCAUUAACAAUCUGCCUCACGACUUUACAUGGAUGCAGGUGCGCGGAGGAAGCAAAAUUAGGAAUUUGCUAAGUUAUGCUUUAAAAGAACUUUCCGAUACUAAACCUGUAUUGUGGACUGGUUAUGGACCAGCAAUAGGAAAAACUGUAACUUGUGCAGAAAUAAUGAAAAGGGAAUGCAAACAUGCUCUGCAUCAAAUCACUAAAAUUUGCUAUUAUGUGAUAGAUGAAUAUUGGUACCCCAAAAUAUCAGAAUUGGACCCAAUAGUUGUUAAUAAGAAGCUUCCAAUGAUCCAUAUUCUUUUGUCUUUCAUUCCUAUAAAUACUGAUGAUUUAAGUUACCAAGCACCUGGAUUGAAAGUUUCAUACCAUUUGAAAGAUAAACAGAAUAACACCCCAACUAAAUCAUUUAGUGAAAGGGAAACACCACAAAGAAAACAUAAUAAUAGAAGGAAAAACAAUUCAUCAAAGAAACAAAAAGAUCAAAAAUCCCAAUAAGGUUUCUACCCUUGAUCUUUAAUAUUUUUACAAAUAAAACAUGGCUUUUGUAUAUAAGAGAAAUACACCCAAUUCUAUUUUUA
This is a messenger RNA of Agrilus planipennis (emerald ash borer), 774 nucleotides long. RefSeq names its product ribonuclease P protein subunit p25-like protein (gene Rpp25). Gene Ontology annotation, cellular component: ribonuclease MRP complex. Gene Ontology annotation, biological process: tRNA 5'-leader removal. The record is from RefSeq and is a predicted model, not a curated record. NCBI's taxonomy places the organism in Eukaryota, Metazoa, Arthropoda, Insecta, Coleoptera, Buprestidae. The transcript is spliced from 4 exons. Gene Ontology annotation, molecular function: RNA binding. The coding region runs from base 137 to 691 and encodes 184 amino acids.